Labrus mixtus (cuckoo wrasse) is the source of this 2568-nucleotide messenger RNA. RefSeq names its product serine/threonine kinase 32A (gene stk32a). The transcript has 13 exons. The coding region runs from base 746 to 1966 and encodes 406 amino acids. Gene Ontology annotation, molecular function: G protein-coupled receptor binding; ATP binding; G protein-coupled receptor kinase activity. Gene Ontology annotation, biological process: regulation of signal transduction; protein phosphorylation; G protein-coupled receptor signaling pathway. NCBI's taxonomy places the organism in Eukaryota, Metazoa, Chordata, Actinopteri, Labriformes, Labridae. The record is from RefSeq and is a predicted model, not a curated record.
CCCCCCGUCACGUCUCGCCGAGUGGUUCCGUUUCUCGUGAGGAAGGUGUCCCGGUGCGUCUGCGUGCGUCCGAGCUUCUGGACAAAGUGACGCUGUGAGGUGCACUGUUGCUGCUCCCCUGUCUCCUCACGGCUCUGCAGCAGACCGGGCUGGAUGAUGGUCCUAUUCACAGAGGUUAGGCUCUCAUUCAACAGAGGGUCACAGCCACAAACGCAUCACCCACCCUCCUCCUCCUCCUCCUCCUCCUCCUCCUCCUCCUCCUCCUCCAGGCAGGAGUCAUCUGUCUGCCUGUGUUCAUCUAAACACCAGUGAAGACGGACAGGAAACAUAGACUUUAGUGCUGCUGCCAGAGUGUGCUGUGUGUGUGUAUUUCAGCGCUUCAGUGCCUUUAGUGUUCCCCCAAGCCCUCUCCUGUAUGUGUGUGUGUGAGCGUCUGCAAUGAUGGGUGAUUGUGUCCAGGUGGAGCAUUAAGAGGCAGACAGGACCUGUUCAAGUCAGCAAAACGGAGCCAGCUGCUGCAUAUGUGUGUGUGUGUUAGUGUGUGUGUGUGAGAGAGCGAGAGACAGGGCUGAUCAGUCCAGCACGUGAGACUAGGUGUGUGUGUGUGUCUGUGUGUGUGUGUGUGUGUGAUGGGCUAGUGUUGACCAGGCAAUGAGUGCGUCUCAUAGGCAGAGUGAGGGGCCGUUGGAUGCUGAGUUGAGCUAAAGGAGCAGAAAAAGGAGGAGAACCUGCGCAAGGAGCAGUCAUGGGGCUCGGACAGUCCAGCAAGGCUCCGGUCACUGACGACACUGACGAUGUGAAUUUCGACCACUUCCAGAUCCUGAGGGCAAUAGGAAAAGGAAGCUUUGGAAAAGUCUGCAUUGUGCAGAAGAAGGACACUAAGAAGAUGUACGCCAUGAAGUACAUGAACAAGCUGAAAUGCGUGGAGCGGAACGAAGUGAGGAAUGUCCUGAAAGAGCUGCAGAUUAUGCAGAACCUUGAACAUCCUUUCCUGGUGAACUUCUGGUAUUCGUUCCAGGAUGAGGAGGACAUGUUUAUGGUGGUUGACUUGCUCUUGGGAGGAGACCUGCGAUAUCACCUCCAGCAGAAUGUCCACUUCUCAGAGAGCACAGUGAAACUCUACGUCUGUGAGCUGGCCCUGGCACUGGGAUACCUCCGCAGCAAGCGUAUCAUACACAGAGACAUCAAACCUGACAACAUACUACUGGACGAGCAUGGGCACGUCCAUCUGACAGACUUCAACAUCGCAGCCAUUGUAAAAGAAGACCUUAAAGCCACGUCCAUCGCUGGGACCAAACCAUACAUGGCUCCGGAGCUCUUUCAGACCUUCGAGGGGUCCCACCCUGGCUACUCCUUCUCUGUGGACUGGUGGUCUCUGGGCAUCACAGCGUACGAGCUGCUAAGAGGACAGCGGCCCUAUGUGAUGAGAUCCAGCACACCAUCUAAUGAGAUCCUUCAGACCUUCCACAAAGUCCAUCCCAGCUACCCAGCAGCCUGGUCUUUGGAGAUGAAGUCUCUUCUCAGAAAGUUGCUGUGCAUAGAUGUCCAGAAGCGCAUUUCCUGUCUAGCUGAGCUCCAGGAUCUUGACUACAUGUCAGAUGUCAACUGGGACGCUGUGCUCAGCAAACUGCUCCCUCCAGGCUUUAUUCCCAAUAGGCGAAGACUAAACUGUGACCCGACGUUUGAACUGGAAGAAAUGAUCCUGGAGUCCAAACCACUUCACAAGAAGAAGAAACGGCUAGCAAGGAAAACCAAGGACCAGGGAUCUGAUGGGUCCCCGCAGAAUGGUCAACUGCAGCAGCGUUUGGAUAAUGUCCAGAGAGACUUCAUUGUCUUCAACAGAGAAAAGUCUAAGAAAGCAGUGGUGGACUCAGAGUCCUCUGAACUAUCCACGAGUGAGAAGAACAAGGCAAUAGAGGACGGACAGAACAACAAUGUUGAACCGGCUGCCUUCUUAUCAGGAUAGUCCUCCUGACUCCAGAUCCCCUCUUAAUCCUGUAUCACUUGCACCUUUCCACAGCUUGUAGAUCUGACAUUAACACCCAGGCACUUCCUGUUCUAUCAGCACAGGCACUCAGAAUCAGUCUUCAGCAUUCAUGCUACCAUCUAUACAAACACAAAUACAUAAUGUGCUUGUGCUUCACUGUUCACAAAAAAACCACAUGAUCACGAGCUGCAGAACUGCAGGAGAGAGAUGGACUCCAAAAAGCAACAGCCAUGCCCACAGCGCAGCUUUCUGCUUUCUUGUCAUUACGAACAUACUCAUAUCAUCACUCCUGGACAUCCCUCUGGUGCUCUCAAGUCUGCUCGACCUCAACAAAGGACAACAUGCAGACCUGAAGAGGAAGACACCCCCUUGCCAAUAAAGAAACAAUGCCACACCUGCCCCGCUCUAGCAGGAAAUCAAGUCUGAUGUGGUCAUCUAAUGCUGAAAGCUGGAUGUGCUGCUGCUGCUUUGGACUGGGCACUCAGAUUUAAAUCUCAGCUAGCUAAGCCUUCCUGGAUAAUCAUUUAAAUACAGCAAUGAUUUUCCAGCGCUACAGGAACAAGAAUUAAUACAAGGAAUGC